AUGCGUCUCCGCCACAACCCCCAUGUGGAGCUACGGUACGAAACACGUGCGAGAGCCCGCUGGCGUGCGGCCACUAUGUGUGUGUGCUGCUGUGUGGUGUGUUGUGGUGUGUGCGGAGGAGCGACGGAGAGCGCGUGCGCGUGUGAUGACGUACGCUUUGGAAUUGACUGCCUACUCGCGCGGCGUACCCUCGUGUGCGCCGCGCGUCGUGCGGACAACGUGCAUUGGUGUGCAUACCUCUACUGUUACUCAAACUACCUUCUGAGGCGCGCGCGCUGUCCGUCCACGCACACACGUACACACACUCCACCACCACCACCACGACCGCGCCAUUGUUGUUCUUGCCGCUGCCGACCUGAACCACCCUGCGGAGCUGCCGCCUCCCCCACCCCCUUCCCCGGCGUCACACGGAUGACCUUUCUAUUCGCAUCGCGACACGCUGACACCACAUCUGAGUGA
Messenger RNA from Leptomonas pyrrhocoris, 459 nucleotides. RefSeq lists its product as hypothetical. The transcript has a single exon. NCBI's taxonomy places the organism in Eukaryota, Euglenozoa, Kinetoplastea, Trypanosomatida, Trypanosomatidae. Bases 1 to 459 code for a protein of 152 amino acids. The record is from RefSeq and is a predicted model, not a curated record.